Molecule: messenger RNA, 1531 nt
Organism: Scophthalmus maximus (turbot)
Lineage: Eukaryota; Metazoa; Chordata; Actinopteri; Pleuronectiformes; Scophthalmidae
Exons: 1
Coding region: 381-1205 (274 amino acids)
Source: RefSeq, a predicted model, not a curated record
GCCAUGCCACUAUUUACUGUUUCCAUUCCCUAUUUGUAAUAGUAUUUUCGAGUUAUGCAUGUUACUGUCAGAUUUAUGUGUUUAUGAGCGUUCACUCCUGUUCUCUAUAGUCGUUAAGUAGCAAUUCCGUUGAUGUAAGGAUCAAAGGAUCACAGACAUUCACCCUCCUGUGAUCUAGAACAAACCACCUCCUAAGAUCGAAGGAUCUCAUUGUGUAUAAAAAGGUGGUGAAUCCUCUUCAGACUCAGUUAGAACAUCAAGACUCCUUCGGAGCCCCGACGGACAGGAAGCAGGAAGCAGGAAGCAGGAAGCAGGAAGCUCUUCGUCUUUUUCUAUCUGCCGACACGAAGCUUCUGUUCCUCCGGUUCCAUCUAGUGGACAUGGACGGACACACUUGGUCCAGACUGCUGCUGCUCGCCGCCCUGCUGAGCUCCGCUGCGGCCAAGGGUGUCCCGAUGAACUUCGUGGUCGGCGAGCCACUGGUCCUGACGCCUCCCGUUUUCGGGCCCUUGAGCAGCAUUGUGUGGGAUCUGAAUGGAGACCUGGUGGCUGAGUGGGUCAAGUCCGACCUGGAACACUGCAGAUAUUCUAAAAGACACGCAAACCUGAACCUGGUGACAGGACAGCUGGUGAUCAAGAACACGACUGAAGCUCACGCAGGGCUUUAUAAAGCGGUGAUCAACGAGAUGCUUAUUCUGACUUACCAGACCCAAGUGAUCAAGAGAGUGUCCAAGCCCGAGCUGCAGAUGGGAACCCUGACCUGUUCUGGAGACCCCACCGGGGCCGGGCCCGUCACCUACAGCUGGAGGAAGGGAACUGGACCGUGGGGGCCGGAGCAGAAGAGCCCGGACACCAUCCUCCAGAACAAUAAGGAGGUCCAGGCUGUAAGAAUGAUCUCCUGUCGGAUGACAAACCCAGUCAGCGAGGAGGAGAGCGAGCCCCUCAAGAACCCGUUCUACAAGGAUCCACCUCCUGGUCAUGUAGUCGGGACGGUUCUUGGUGUCCUCUUCGGGAUCGGUGCUGUUGUUGGUGUUGCUGUUUGGAAGCGAGAAGCCAUCAAGGACUGGAUCCGUCCAAAUCCAGGAGGAGGUGAAGAUGUUCUUGCAGAGGUGAGGUCCAGUUCUCCUGCUGCUGCCAGCAAUGAGAAGUUCCCUCAGAUCCAGAUUCUCCAGACUCCAAACUUUCAAUCAAUCACCAACACCUAACUGUGUGUUGGAAAUGUUUUAAAGGGAAAAUGUGAAAUGGAGGAAGACGAGCGAGAGAGAGAAGUGGGAGAAAACUUAAGCGAAACAAGUUUACGUUAGUUUGACACUUAUGUUUGCGUAAAACUGUUUUGCCACGGCCAAGUUUUAAAAUCUGGAGUUCGUCAUGUUGGUCUGUAGGGAUUUCGUUUGCAGAAGUGAUCUCUAGUUUCGUGCCUUUCACUCUGAACUCCUGUCGUCUGUAUAAACACUGUGCAAAAUGCAAUACUGUGAAGACCUGGAAUCAUUUUCAUGUUCUGUGUGGAAGAUUAAACAUCACGUGACACCAA